Messenger RNA from Opisthocomus hoazin, 1359 nucleotides. The record is from RefSeq and is a predicted model, not a curated record. NCBI's taxonomy places the organism in Eukaryota, Metazoa, Chordata, Aves, Opisthocomiformes, Opisthocomidae.
GAAAGGGCAAAGGUUGAUGCUGAAAGGAAGGAGCUAGAGCAACUCCGGGCGCUUUACCAUGAGUCGAAGAGCCACCUUGAUAAGUGCCCCGAGUCAAUGCAGGAGCAGUUGCGGGAGCAGAUGCGAAGGGUCAGUGCGGAGGUGCUGGAGACGGAGGCCAAGCUGUUCGAGGACUUGGAGUUCCAGCAGCUGGAGCGGGAGAGCCGCCUCGUCCGGCUGCAGAGCGCCCAGGAGGCCGAGCGCCUGGCCAGGGAGAGGAACGGCGUCCUGCAGCUCCUGCAGAAGGAGAAGGAGAAGCUUGUGUCUCUGGAGAGGCGCUACCAGCUCGUCACAGGCGGCAGGAACUUCCCCAAAAUGUCCUCAGCUCUCAGAGACGAGACCCUCCAUAUCUCCGAGCCUUAUGAGCUGUUGGAGGGAACUAAGCCCCCGAGCCCCCUGCCAGCAGCAGCUGCUUCCCUAGCUUCUCCUGCCGCCCGCUCCUACCCCAAGGCACAAGAGGUCUACCGUGCCAAAACUGAGUGCGACGCUGGUGCCCUCACCCCUCGGAUGAAGAGUGGGACCCCCUCGUCCUCGCAGCUCAACCUCUCCCUCCUUGGGCGCAGCCCCUCGCCCAAGGAGCAGAAGCGGCGGCUGGCGGAGCUGAAGCAGAAAGCGGCUGCCGAGGCUCAGUCCCAGUGGGAAGCCCUGCACGGGCUGCCCCCCUUCCCUGCCGCCUUCCCCCCACUUGUGCAUCACUCCAUCCUCCACCACCACCGUCCCCACGGCGUCGGGCCCCGGGCCGAGGAGCUGGACCACGCGUAUGACACCCUCAGCCUGGAGAGCUCGGACAGCAUGGAGACCAGCAUCUCCACUGGCAACAACUCUGCCUGCUCGCCCGACAACAUCUCCAGUGCCAGUGGGAUGGAGGCGGGGAAGAUCGAGGAGAUGGAGAAGAUGCUGAAGGAGGCGCAUGCGGAGAAGUCGCGGCUGAUGGAGUCCCGGGCUCGUCCCCUGACGCGGUACCUCCCCAUCCGCAAGGAGGAUUUUGACCUGCGGCUGCACAUUGAGUCUUCGGGCCACAGCGUGGACACUUGCUACCACAUCAUCCUGACGGAGAAGAUGUGCAAGGGCUACCUGGUCAAGAUGGGCGGCAAGAUCAAGUCCUGGAAGAAGCGCUGGUUCGUCUUCGACCGCAUGAAACGCACCCUGUCCUACUACGUGGAUAAACACGAGACAAAGCUGAAGGGCGUUAUCUACUUCCAAGCCAUUGAGGAGGUUUACUAUGACCACCUCCGCAGUGCAGCAAAGGCCGUGGUGUUGUGGCCUUACACCAGAGAAUCGAUAACGUGUUAUGAGGCCCUAGGCUCGGUGGGUAUCUGA